Messenger RNA from Tuber melanosporum (Perigord truffle), 953 nucleotides. RefSeq lists its product as uncharacterized. Gene Ontology annotation, cellular component: cytoplasm. The transcript is spliced from 3 exons. NCBI's taxonomy places the organism in Eukaryota, Fungi, Ascomycota, Pezizomycetes, Pezizales, Tuberaceae. The coding region runs from base 169 to 873 and encodes 234 amino acids. The record is from RefSeq and is a predicted model, not a curated record.
GCGUUGUACUGUACAUAAUAAUAUUAUUGUACUUAACAUCAGAACGGUAGUACUGUACAAUAGCACCCACUAAAUAUAUAUAGCCUACACCUUUCCACCUCCUUUCCUCCUUCGUUACCUUUCCUCACUUCACCACCCCACACCAAGAUUACAAAAAAAAAGAUAAAAAUGUCCAUCACGCUCUACACAAGCCGUAUCUGCCCCUGGGCUCACCGUGCACACAUAGCAUUGGCAGAGCUCGGGCUAGACUUCAAAGAGGUCACGAUUGAUCUGAUGAAGCCGAGGGAGCCAUGGUACCUUGAGAUCAACCCCAGGGGGCUAGUCCCGUCGCUCAAAUACAAUGACGAAAUAAUCACCGAAUCCUCUAUUGUCGCUACUUUCCUCGCGGAAUUGAAAGAGAACCACUUAGUCCCCUUCCCGGGCACUCCGGAGGCUGCUCUAAAGCGGGCCAAAAUCAACUUCUUCGUGGACACCUACUUUACCAAAGCUCAACCGCUAAUCCAAUCCGCCCUCGUCACAACCGACAUGGCGGCAAAGGCCCGGUACGCAAACGAGUGCGUCGACGUUAUCGAGAAGCAAUUGGCGCCGUUGCUGGCGGACGCUAAGCCCUUCUUUGGCGGGAGCUCCAGGCUCACGCUUGCGGAGGUGCUUACUGCUUCGUUCGUCGUUAGAUUGUAUACAUACGCGAAGCCUGGGGUUGACUUUUUCCCCCAGGAGGCGAUAGAGAUGAUCAGGAAGAUUGGGAAUUGGCAAAAGUGGGCGGACGCCUUGCUCGCUCAUGAGAGUGUUAUGGCGAUUUAUGUGGAGGAGGACGUGGUUCGCGCCCUUAAGAUAAAGUUGGCACAAAUGGCGGCGGCGGCGGCGCAGAAGUAAAGGAUGGACUAUGUGAUUUUGGAGGUAUUGGGAAUAGAAUCUAACUUAGGACAGAAAUUGAAAAUUUCAGUUGACAUAAG